Morus notabilis is the source of this 6651-nucleotide messenger RNA. Its product is annotated as callose synthase 7. Gene Ontology annotation, cellular component: plasma membrane; 1,3-beta-D-glucan synthase complex. The record is from RefSeq and is a predicted model, not a curated record. Gene Ontology annotation, molecular function: 1,3-beta-D-glucan synthase activity. NCBI's taxonomy places the organism in Eukaryota, Viridiplantae, Streptophyta, Magnoliopsida, Rosales, Moraceae. Gene Ontology annotation, biological process: (1->3)-beta-D-glucan biosynthetic process. The transcript has 42 exons. Bases 504 to 6305 code for a protein of 1933 amino acids.
CGUCGUACUUGAUAAUUCCUGCUCCCUAACUUCGAGGGCGAGACAAGCUCUCUCUCUCACCACUUUAUAUCAGAGUGAAACCCCAAAAAGAAAAAGAAAGCGAAAAAGCUCUCCGUCUCAAACUCUAUAAUCUUCAUUGUCUAUUUCAUCACUGAAAGAAAAAAAAAAAAGCAAAACCACUACAUUUAAAGCAGACACAAAACCCAAAUAAAUAAAAAAAAACAAAUUCUGAGUUCAAAUUCUUUUCUUCUCAUCGGAGCAAACAAAUGCCACUUUGCCCCACUUCUCGUCCAAAGUAUCCUUCUUCCUUUUCCCACAAAAUAUAAAAAUCAAACCCAGAAAGAUGAUUACCGAAAUUCUGGUUUUCGCCAGAGCUUCUGACACAGAGAAGCGAAGAAGAAGAAGUAGAAGAAGAAGAAGUGGAAGAAGAAGAAGAAGAAGAAGAGAAAAAGAAGAAUAAGAAGACGAAGAAUAGAGUGGUGGAAUUGAGGGGAAAUUCGGGAAUGGCGAGCUCGAGCGGGACGAAGACCGAUGGGGGCCCGCCGAGGACGCUGUCGAGGGGGAUGACGAGGAUGCCGACGCGGUCGGUGGAUUUGCCCAACGAGGACAAGGCAGCCUUUGAUAGUGAGCUCGUACCCUCCUCCUUGACCUCUAUCGCUCCGAUUCUCCGCGUCGCCAAUGAGAUCCAGAAGGAAAACCCUAGGGCCGCUUACCUUUGUCGCUUCCAUGCAUUUGAGAAGGCCCAUUCGAUGGAUCCAACAUCCAGUGGACGUGGUGUUCGCCAGUUUAAGACACAUCUGUUGCACCGGCUUGAAAGGGAAGAAGACGAAACAAAACAUAUACUUGCUAGAAACGAUCCAAAAGAGAUUCUGUUGUUUUACCAGCAGUACUAUGAUAAGAAUAUCAGAGGAGGAGAAUAUACAAAAAAACCGGAGGAGAUGGCUAGGAUUUGUCAGAUUGCAACAGUACUGUAUGAGGUGCUGAAGACUGUGGUACCUCCAAAUCAGAUAGAUCUGCAGACACAAAGAAUCGCUGAGGAUGUCAUAAAGAAAAGGGACCAGUAUGCACAUUAUAACAUUCUUCCAUUGUAUGCUGUUGGGGUUAAACCGGCAAUUAUGGAACUUCCAGAGAUCAAAGCAGCACUUCAUGCUCUACGCAAUGUGGAUAAUCUUCCAAAGCCCAGAAUUCAUUUUCCAGUCACCGGACCUGAUGAUAAAACAACAGUCCCUACAGAGCGGGUUGGACCUGUCAAUGAUAUACUUGAUUGGCUUGCCACUAUAUUUGGGUUUCAGAAAGGAAAUGUCGCAAAUCAGAGAGAACACCUCAUAUUGCUUCUUGCGAACAUUGAUGGAAGGGGGAGGAAUCCUGGAGAGUAUACACAAUUGGAAAGUGGUACUGUAGUACAGUUGGUGGACAAGAUUUUUAAAAAUUACCGUUCAUGGUGUAACUAUUUGCAUUGUAAGUCACAUCUAAGGUUUCAGCAAGGUACUGACAUCCAACAGCUGCCACUUAUUUACGUUGCGCUUUAUCUUCUUAUAUGGGGUGAAGCUUCAAAUAUUCGGUUCAUGCCUGAAUGCUUAUGCUACAUUUUCCAUAAUAUGGCGAAUGAGGUCUACGGGAUUCUCUAUAGCAAUGCCGGUUCUGUAAGUGGAGAUGCAUAUCCAAAUGAAGCACGUGAUGAAGAGUAUUUUUUGAGGACUGUUAUCACCCCAAUUUAUGAUGUGUUGCACAAGGAAGCAAAGAGAAAUAAAGGAGGAAAGGCAAGUCAUUCAAGUUGGAGAAACUAUGAUGAUCUCAACGAAUACUUUUGGUAUGAGAAAUGUUUUAGCAGCCUAGGGUGGCCGAUGGAUCAUAAAUCGGACUUUUUCAGGCAUUCAGAUGGGAUACCACCUGCAAAUGAGAGGCUAAAUCAAGCUCCUAGUGGAAGGAGGAAGCCUAAAACAAAUUUUGUGGAAGUCCGUACAUUUUUGCACCUCUACAGAAAUUUUGAUCGGAUGUGGAUUUUCUUUAUACUGGCUUUCCAGGCCAUGGUCGUUGUUGCGUGGAACACUUCUGGAUCUAUUGCAGCUUUCUUUGAUGCGGAUGUCUUCAGAAGUGUUCUAACCAUCUUCAUCACUUCUGCUUUCCUUAAUUUUUUACAAGCUGUUCUGGAUAUAGUUCUUAGUUUCAAUGCAUGGAAAAGCUUAAAGAUCACUCAAAUUGUGCGAUACCUCUUGAAAGUUGUAGUGGCUGCUUUCUGGGUCGUGGUCCUGCCAAUUUUUUACUUCAGUUCAUUGCAGAAUCCGACAGGGCUUGUGAGAUUCUUUAGCAGUUGGGCUGGAGAUUGGACAAAUCAGUCAUUUUAUAACUAUGCAGUUGCAAUUUAUUUGCUACCCAACAUAUUGGCUGCUGUACUGUUUGUUCUUCCACCCUUACGAAAAACGAUGGAGCGUUCUAACUUUUGGAUGGUCACUCUUCUUAUGUGGUGGGCUCAACCAAAGUUGUAUGUAGGAAGAGGCAUGCAUGAAGACAUGUUUUCACUUCUGAAAUAUACAUUUUUUUGGAUCAUGCUGCUAAUCAGCAAGCUGGCAUUUAGCUACUAUGUUGAGAUAUUGCCUCUAGUGGAACCAACAAAGCUGAUAAUGGAGAUGCCUAUCGAUAAUUAUCAAUGGCAUGAAUUCUUUUCAAAUGUAACGCACAAUAUUUGUGUCGUCAUUGCAAUAUGGGCACCAAUUGUUCUGGUUUAUUUUAUGGAUGCACAAAUAUGGUAUGCCAUUUUUUCUACUCUAUUUGGUGGGAUACAUGGGACCUUCAGCCAUCUGGGUGAGAUAAGAACACUUGGGAUGUUGCGGGCCAGAUUUCAAGCUGUGCCUAGAGCUUUCAGUAAACGUCUCAUGCCAUCAUCGGAAAAGGUUGCUGCACGGAAAGACGAGAUUAAAGAUGAGGAUCCAAAUGUGAGAGAGAAUAUUGCCAAUUUUUCUCAAGUGUGGAAUGAAUUCAUAAUUUCUAUGCGACAGGAAGACCUCAUCAGCAAUAGAGAUAAAGAUUUGCUGCUUGUUCCUUAUUGCUCCAAUGAUGGUUCUGUUAUCCAGUGGCCCCCUUUCCUGCUCGCUAGUAAGAUUCCUAUAGCACUGGAUAUGGCAAAAGAUUUCAAGGGGAAGGAGGAUGAUGAAUUAUUUAAGAAGAUUAAGGGCGAUUACUACAUGGAUUCAGCAGUAACUGAAUGCUAUGAGUCACUUGGGGAUAUAAUAUAUGGCCUUCUGCAAGAUGAAGCUGAUAGGAUGGUUAUAAAGAAGAUACGUGACGAAGUUGACGUAAGUAUAGAAAGGCAGGAAUUUUUGACUAAUUUUCGGAUGAGCGGGCUUCCCUCUCUUAGUGAGAGGUUGGAGAAAUUCUUAAAACUAUUGCUAUCAGAUGAUGGAGAACUUGAGACUAAACAACAUCAGAUAAUCAACGUCCUUCAGGAUAUUAUGGAAAUUAUCAUAAAAGAUGUUAUGGUUUAUGGACAUGAAAUCUUCGAAGCCAUUCAUCGUCAAAAUAUAGAUGUUCAAAGUGAUAAAAAAGAGCAGAGAUUUGAGAAGAUUCAUAUCCAGCUUGCAAAAAAUAAAUCGUGGAGGGAGAAGGUGGUCAGGCUUCAUUUGCUUUUGACUGUCAAGGAAUCUGCCAUAAGUGUGCCUCAGAACUUGGAAGCUCGCCGCCGCAUAACUUUCUUUGCAAACUCCCUUUUUAUGAACAUGCCAAGGGCUCCUGUAGUUCGUGACAUGCUCUCCUUUAGUGUUUUGACUCCGUACUACAAGGAAGAUGUCCUUUACACUGAUGAGGAACUUGAUAAGGAAAACGAGGAUGGGAUAUCUAUUUUGUUCUACCUGAAGAAAAUAUAUCCUGAUGAAUGGACAAAUUUCACGGAUCGGAUAGAUCCCAAAAAUGAAUUAUUUGAGGAGGACAUGUCAGAGUCAAUUCGUGAGUGGGUAUCUUAUAGGGGGCAAACACUUUAUAGGACAGUGAGGGGGAUGAUGUACUAUAGGCAGGCUUUAGAGCUUCAAUGCUUCCUUGAAUUGGAGGGACAUAAUGAUAUCUUUGGUGGCUACCGAAGCUUGGACUUAAACGACAGAGCUCAGAAGGGUUUCCGUGAUCGUGCACAAGCUCUAGCCGAUUUGAAGUUUACUUACGUUGUCUCUUGUCAGGUCUAUGGUGCUCAAAAGCAAUCCGAUGAUGCUCGUGACAAAAGUUGUUAUAAGAAUAUUCUCAAGCUGAUGUUGACACACCCAUCGCUGCGUGUUGCUUACAUAGAUACAGUUGAGUGCACAGUGAAUGGAAGACCCCAAAAGGUUUAUUACUCUGUUUUGCUCAAGGGAGGGGACAAGUUAGAUGAGGAAAUAUACAGGAUCAAGCUUCCAGGACCUCCUACAGACAUUGGUGAAGGGAAACCUGAAAACCAGAAUCAUGCUAUUAUUUUUACUCGUGGAGAAGCCCUGCAGACAAUAGACAUGAAUCAGGAUAAUUACUUUGAAGAAGCUUUCAAAAUGAGAAAUGUACUGGAGGAGUUAACAAAGCAUCGUCGAAGUGCACGAAAACCCACAAUAUUAGGUCUGAGGGAGCAUAUAUUCACUGGAAGUGUUUCCUCUCUCGCAUGGUUCAUGUCCAAUCAGGAAACUAGUUUUGUAACUAUUGGGCAACGGAUUUUGGCAAAUCCUCUUAGGGUGCGUUUUCAUUAUGGUCACCCUGAUAUUUUUGAUAGAAUAUUUCACAUAACAAGGGGUGGCAUAAGCAAAGCUUCAAGAGUUAUCAAUUUAAGUGAAGAUAUAUUUGCAGGGUACAAUUCAACUUUGCGUGGAGGAUUUAUUACACAUCAUGAGUAUAUCCAAGUGGGCAAAGGGCGUGACGUGGGCAUGAAUCAGAUAUCACUUUUUGAGGCUAAGGUUGCAAAUGGAAAUGGAGAGCAAACACUAAGCCGUGAUGUUUAUCGGCUUGGACGUCGAUUUGAUUUCUACAGAAUGCUAUCUUUUUACUUCACAACAGUUGGUUUCUACUUUAGUAGUAUGGUAACGGUGCUGACUGUGUAUGUGUUCCUUUAUGGGCGUCUGUACAUGGUUAUGAGUGGAAUAGAAAGGGAGAUCCUAGAGAGCCCAGCCAUACGUCAGAGCAAGGCUCUUGAAGAAGCUUUGGCUACCCAGUCUGUUUUCCAAUUAGGCUUGUUGCUGGUGCUGCCAAUGGUCAUGGAAAUUGGUCUUGAGAAAGGGUUCCGUACAGCUUUAGGUGAUUUCAUCAUCAUGCAGCUGCAGCUAGCUUCUGUUUUCUUCACAUUCCAACUAGGAACCAAAGUUCACUAUUAUGGGAGAACAAUCUUGCAUGGAGGUUCUAAAUACCGAGCUACUGGACGUGGGUUUGUCGUUUUUCAUGCAAGGUUUGGUGAUAACUACAGGCUUUAUUCUCGUAGUCACUUUGUCAAAGGGCUGGAGCUGUUCAUCUUAUUGAUUGUGUAUGAAGUUUAUGGGGAAUCUUAUCGUAGUUCGAAACUCUAUUUGUUCAUCACUUUCUCCAUGUGGUUUCUUGUCGCUUCCUGGUUGUUCGCUCCUUUUGUGUUCAAUCCCUCUGGUUUUGACUGGCAAAAAACUGUGGAUGAUUGGACGGACUGGAAACGAUGGAUGGGAAAUCGUGGUGGGAUUGGGAUCUCACCUGAUAAAAGUUGGGAAUCAUGGUGGGAUGAAGAACACGAGCACCUCAAACACACGAAUAUUCGAGGAAGAGUGCUUGAGAUUUUACUUGCAUGUCGCUUCUUUAUCUACCAAUAUGGAAUCGUCUACCACCUUGAUAUAGCUCAUCAUAGCAAGAGUUUGCUGGUUUAUGGCCUUUCUUGGGUGGUUAUGGUAACUGCUCUUAUUGUCUUAAAGAUGGUAUCCAUGGGCAGACGGAAAUUUGGCACUGACUUCCAGCUCAUGUUCAGAAUUCUCAAAGCGCUUUUGUUUCUUGGUUUCAUGUCAGUCAUGACUGUCUUAUUCGUAGUAUGUGGCCUCACUGUAUCAGAUUUAUUUGCUGCUAUCCUUGCCUUCUUGCCGACAGGCUGGGCUAUUCUUCUUAUUGGGCAAGCGUGCAGGGCAUUGUUGAAGAAGGUAGGACUUUGGGAAUCAAUAAAGGAGCUAGCAAGAGCAUAUGAGUACAUUAUGGGAGUGAUAAUCUUCAUGCCCAUCGCCAUCUUGUCAUGGUUCCCAUUUGUUUCAGAGUUCCAAACGCGCUUGCUCUUCAACCAAGCAUUCAGUAGAGGCCUCCAGAUUUCAAUGAUUCUUUCAGGGAGAAAGGAUAAGCUCGAUAAGACAUCACGAGCCUGAAGUAAACAUUAUUUGUUAUUCACAUUCUUGUUAGACCCACACUUAUAUUCUUAGAACUUUUACCUGUGUAACACUUUUUUAAGUGUGCCUUAGUUUUGAUAAAUUAUUGCAAAUUUGUCUUGUCUCUUUUUUUUUUUUUUAAUUUGAAAAGAAACAACCUUGGGAAAGGGAAAGGGAGGAAGAGUUAACCUCCGCAAAACCAUAUUUUCUCCUUUUUUCUGUCAUUUCUUUUUUCCUCUUCUUGUCAGGUUCUACAUCUUCCAAAUCACACAGGCAGAAACACAUGUAUCUACAUAUGUUUCUUGUUUUAGAUGUCAAAGUGCUAUUUAUAGACAGCCAAGUGUUU